CAGGAACUUCAACGUGGUGGUGGUUGUGGUUCGUGACCAUGCUGGCAGGAAUUCGACAUGCGGCGGCAGUUCCGCGGCACCUUGUGCAGGCAACCACCUUUGUGCGGCAUGUAGCUAUCGACACAAAGGUUCCCAUCCGAAAGGUGGUGGAGAACCAUGUGGGUCGCAGCAAGUUUAAUGUGGUAAAGGAGUUGGAGGUCGGGAUUUCGUUGCUUCCGUCUGAAGUCAAGAGCAUCCGGGAUGGCAACUGCGAUAUCUCGGCGGCGUUUGCAGAGGAAUAUGACAACGAGCUGUAUUUGCAUCAAAUGUACAUCCCAGUGUGGAGGCAUGGUAUCGUCGGACGACACGACCCCUACCGCGUGCGCAAGCUCCUGGCGCAUCGAAGCGAACUCAAGCGAUUGUUUGAGUUUGCUCGAGAGUCGAAUGCACAUCUGGUACACCAUUUUGGUUGGUUUCCUCGCUUAUGUUUGUCAUGUUGGAGUGUAUAGGUGCCACUGCGAGUGCAUCUUGGUACGACCAACUGGAUCAAAAUCCAGCUUGGCCAAUGCACAAGACGAAAAGGUCCGGACACACGCAAGACUGACGACGGCCGCGACGUCAAGCGCCAAAUUGACCGCGCGCUGAAAGGCCACGACUAUUAACUCGACCGUUUCAAUGGCAAUUGUUAGGUUUUAAUGAUUUUACGACUUGCUAAUAAAUCGAUCGAUUUACAGUU
This is a messenger RNA of Aphanomyces astaci, 715 nucleotides long. RefSeq names its product SsrA-binding protein, variant. Bases 39 to 488 code for a protein of 149 amino acids. NCBI's taxonomy places the organism in Eukaryota, Oomycota, Saprolegniomycetes, Saprolegniales, Verrucalvaceae. The transcript is spliced from 2 exons. Gene Ontology annotation, cellular component: cytosol. The record is from RefSeq and is a predicted model, not a curated record. Gene Ontology annotation, molecular function: RNA binding. Gene Ontology annotation, biological process: trans-translation-dependent protein tagging.